AUGAAGGCGAGUGUCUUCCCCUACAUCGCUUUGAUCGCUGGAGCUGCGGUGCUUGCCAAGGAGAAGUCGUCCAACCCCGAUAAGGUGGAUCAACUCUUUCCGGAACAAAACCCUUCCUCGACUCUUGGUUCGCCUUCUGCUUCGAAGCCGGACGUGAAACAAUGGGAGGUUUAUCCGAUCGACCUCGAGCACGCAAGGCCGUUUCCUGAGCCGAAGCCCAAGACAGUCACCGACAUGGCGGGCGUCAAGUUCAAGCCUCAUCUCCACGUUUCUGAGGGAUGCUUCUCGUUUCCGGCUGUGAAUGCAGCGGGGAAGACGAAUGAGGGCCUCACGAUUGAAGAUGGAAUGGCUGACAUUAAAUGCAAGGGACCGAAGUACGGGUCUCAAACCUUCGGGCGCGGGACGUGGCAUCGGGACAGAUGGGCCAUGAUGUUCGCGUGGCAUUUCCCGACGUACAAUCGUAAGUACGAAAAUUACGACUGGGAGCACGUCGUCGUAUGGCUCAGGAACCCUGCAGGAGAAAACCAGACGCUUGAGGCGGUGUCGAUAUGGGACGAUGUUCAACGUGUCUACACGAAAGCAGUCCCGCCUGCCCGGGAGUUUAUGGCCGGGUCGAGCGUCAAAGUCGAGUUGGGGAAGGACGGUCUCCGGCGCAAGCUCCGCUUGUCACGUUUGGAUAGUCAGUUCCAACCCCAACUGAUCAUGUGGGACCAGCUGCCGGAGAAGGCCCGCCAUGCGCUCGAUACUGUCGUGUGGAACCAAAUGCCCAUGCCUCUGAGCGACUCACGCUUCACGCUCGCUUUGGAAAACGCUUGGCCUUUUGCUCCAGCGCCACUACCUGAUGACUCUGCCUGA
Hyaloperonospora brassicae is the source of this 855-nucleotide messenger RNA. The record is from the annotation of a GenBank genome assembly. NCBI's taxonomy places the organism in Eukaryota, Oomycota, Peronosporomycetes, Peronosporales, Peronosporaceae.